Messenger RNA from Dromiciops gliroides (monito del monte), 868 nucleotides. RefSeq names its product fatty acid binding protein 3 (gene FABP3). Gene Ontology annotation, biological process: fatty acid transport. The record is from RefSeq and is a predicted model, not a curated record. The transcript has 4 exons. The coding region runs from base 214 to 618 and encodes 134 amino acids. Gene Ontology annotation, cellular component: nucleus; cytosol. Gene Ontology annotation, molecular function: fatty acid binding. NCBI's taxonomy places the organism in Eukaryota, Metazoa, Chordata, Mammalia, Microbiotheria, Microbiotheriidae.
CCUCUCUUCUCCCCCGCCCGCCCGCCUGCCAGCCUGCCAGCCUGCUCGCCUGCCUUCGGCUUAGUCCAGCCCAGCCCAGCCCAGCCCUGCCCAGCCCAGCCCCUCUCAGCUCCGUGCAGCUCAGAGACGCGCAGCCCCGCGGAUCCGGACCCAGCGCCUCGCAGCGCAUCCCAACCCAGCCCAGCGCAGCGCAGCCUCCUCCAGCCUAGCACCAUGGCAGAUGCUUUCGUUGGCACCUGGAAGCUGGUUGACAGCAAGAAUUUCGAUGACUACAUGAAGUCCAUUGGUGUUGGCUUUGCCACGAGGCAGGUGGCCAGCAUGACCAAGCCCACCACCAUCAUCGAGGUCAGUGGGGACACCAUCACCAUCAAGACUCAGAGCACUUUCAAGAACACCGAGAUCUCCUUCAAGCUUGGAGUAGAAUUUGACGAAACAACAGCUGACGACAGGAAGGUCAAGUCUACCAUCACACUGGAUGGAGGCAAACUUGUCCAUGUGCAGAAGUGGAAUGGGCAGGAGACCACACUCACUCGGCAUCUCCAGGAUGGAAAACUCAUUCUGACGCUAACCCACGGCAGUGUCGUCUCCGUUAGGACCUAUGAGAAGGAAACAGCUUGAAGCCAGCCCACCUGUUCACUGUCAACUCCUGCUGAUGGCUACCACUGAACUCAACACCAGAUUGCCUCAUUUCUCUCCCUGUCCCUCUCCCUGCCCGUGUUUUAUACCAAUUGACUCUGGUCAAGGAACCCUCCAGAAAUGGAAAACAUGGUGCUGUCCUGGUUCUGGUCAAAGCCCAUUCUGUAUUUUUUUUUUAAACUGCAUCUGACGGCUGGUCCCAAGCCAAUAAAGCAGAUUCCACAGUCAGUCA